Molecule: messenger RNA, 1970 nt
Organism: Theobroma umbraticum
Lineage: Eukaryota; Viridiplantae; Streptophyta; Magnoliopsida; Malvales; Malvaceae
Product: Galactose oxidase/kelch repeat superfamily protein
Molecular function (GO): protein binding
Source: RefSeq, a predicted model, not a curated record
AAGUCUUUAUUACUACUUCCAAAAAAAAAAAGUCUUUAUUACGUUCAAUCACAUAAUCAAACUGCAAAGAAAAAAAGGAAAAAGGAAAAACAUUGUUUUUGUAACUCAGCGUUUCCUUAGCUGUGAAAAGUUUCUCUCUCUCUCUCUCCGUCGCAUAUUUUCUCUUCUCAGGCAAUUACACGCUGCCGUUUCGCUUCCUCUCUUCCCUCUCUCUCUCUCUCAACAACGAAGCUCAAAUCUUUUUCUUCUUUGCGGGGUCUUGGCUUUCAGAUAAGUAUAAACUGAUGUGUUAUACAGGUAGGAACUGGAAUUCAGUUUGAAUGUUAAUUUAUUUCUUGGAGGAUCUUCCAGAGUUUUCUGAAAGUACUAGCUUUCACAAGUGCUCUGAAAAUGAGUUGAAGGACAAAACUUUAUAAUGACUUGCAAUGUUAGCGUUUUAAAAGGUUGGGCCGUUGAGUUAAGUUCUCAUUUAGAAACAAUUCUUUGGUAAGGGUUUUUUACUGUAAAAAUUUGGAUAACGCCGGAAGUCUGAAAUCCAUGGACUAAAAUUCUUAGCUGGGCUCCAUACUUGACAUUAUACAUUUGCAAAUUGUAAAUCCAAGUAUCCAAUGGUGAAUAUCUGAAGAUUGUAUAUUCCACUGCUGUGAUUGACAUAGCAAAAAUUUGUUUGUGAAGAAUCGCUGGAAUCAGAUGAAACCUUGGUUAGUAUGUCUGGAUUAAUUGAAGGUCUUCCAGAUGCUGUUGCCCUUAGGUGCAUAGCGCGGGUUCCCUUCUACCUUUAUCCUAAGUUGGAGCUUGUUUCUCGCUCCUGGAGAGCUGCCAUUCAUAGCCCUGAGCUGUUUAAGGCUCGACAGGAGGUUGGCUCAGCAGAGGAACUUCUGUGUGUGUGUGCCUUUGAUCCAGAGAAUUUAUGGCAGAUGUAUGAUCCUCUCCACGACCUUUGGAUUACUCUUCCUGUCCUUCCCUCAAAGAUCAGGCACCUUGCCCACUUUGGUGUGGUCUCAACUGGUGGAAAGCUGUUUGUGCUUGGUGGUGGGAGUGAUGCUGUUGACCCAUCAACUGGUGAUCAAGAUGGGAGUUUUGCGACUGAUGAAGUUUGGUCAUAUGAUCCUAUAAUGCGUCGGUGGGCUCAACGUGCAUCUAUGAUCUUACCUCGUGCCAUGUUUGCAUGCUGCGUUUUGAAGGGAAAGAUCAUCGUUGCUGGUGGCUUCACCAGCUGCAGAAAAUCUAUAUCGCAAGCAGAAAUGUAUGAUCCUGAGAAAGAUGUGUGGAUUCCAAUACCUGAUCUCCACCGCACUCAUAAUUCAGCAUGCUCAGGAUUAGUUAUUGGAGGAAAGGUGCAUGUCUUGCACAAGGGAUUAUCUACAGUGCAAGUCUUGGACCAUAUGGGGUCUGGGUGGACAGUGGAGGAUUAUGGUUGGCUCCAGGGUCCAAUGGCAGUUGUACAGGGAUCCCUCUACGUGAUGAGCCAUGGACACAUUUUCAAGCAGGAAAAGGAAGUGAGAAAGGUGGUGAUUUCUGCCUCGGAGUUUCGUAGGAGAAUCGGGUUUGCGAUGACCGGACUAGGAGAUGAAAUUUACGUGAUAGGAGGGGUGAUUGGCCCUGACCGAUUUAAUUGGGAUAUCAAACCAAUGUCUGAUGUGGAUAUCUUGACAGUUGGCGGUGAUAGACCGACAUGGCGACAAGCAGCUCCAAUGACAAAAUGCCGGGGAACAAUUUUUGGUUGUACUCAGCUAAGAAUUUAAGUUUCUCACUGGUUUUUUAGAGCUGUUGGUUUUGUUGUGAAAAGUGUACUCUUGUCGAGGCAUUGAAUUCCUCCUAUUGGAGACGAGAAAUGAUCGUUUUAUUGGCUACCUUAUUUUCGUUUUGUAAGCCAUUAAUAUUCUUUCGCCUGGCUUUUUGCCCUUUUCAUUGUUCCACUCCAUGCUCAAGCUCAUGCAUCAAAUAUAGCUACGUCAAUAAUUACUUUA